This is a messenger RNA of Trachemys scripta elegans, 4795 nucleotides long. RefSeq names its product MAU2 sister chromatid cohesion factor (gene MAU2). NCBI's taxonomy places the organism in Eukaryota, Metazoa, Chordata, Testudines, Emydidae. Gene Ontology annotation, biological process: mitotic sister chromatid cohesion; maintenance of mitotic sister chromatid cohesion. Gene Ontology annotation, molecular function: double-stranded DNA binding; protein binding. Gene Ontology annotation, cellular component: SMC loading complex; chromatin. The record is from RefSeq and is a predicted model, not a curated record.
ACCUGGCGCUGCUGGGCCUGGCCGAGCACUUCCGCACGUCGAGCCCGCCCAAGGUGCGGCUGUGCGUGCACUGCCUGCAGGCCGUGCUGCCCCGCAAGCCGCCGGCCCGCAUGGAGGCCCGCACCCACCUGCAGCUGGGCUCCGUGCUCUACCACCACACCCGCAACGGGGACCAGGCCCGCGGGCACCUCGAGAAGGCGUGGUUGAUAUCCCAACAAAUUCCACAGUUUGAAGAUGUUAAAUUUGAAGCAGCAAGCCUUCUGUCUGAACUGUACUGUCAAGAGAAUUCAGUUGAUGCAGCAAAGCCUUUGUUGCGUAAAGCCAUCCAGAUUUCACAGCAGACUCCGUACUGGCACUGUAGACUACUUUUUCAGCUUGCCCAACUUCACACACUUGAAAAAGAUUUGGUAUCUGCAUGUGACCUUCUAGGAGUUGGAGCAGAAUAUGCCCGGGUAGUAGGAUCAGAAUAUACCAGGGCACUGUUUCUGCUAAGUAAAGGGAUGCUUCUUCUAAUGGAACGGAAACUGCAGGAAGUGCACCCACUCCUUACUUUGUGCGGACAGAUAGUUGAAAAUUGGCAAGGAAAUCCCAUCCAGAAAGAAUCAUUGCGUGUAUUCUUCUUGGUGCUGCAGGUGACUCAUUACCUGGAUGCUGGGCAGGUGAAAAGUGUGAAACCAUGUCUGAAGCAGCUGCAGCAGUGCAUUCAGACCAUAUCGACUCUUCAUGACGAUGAAAUUCUACCCAGCAACCCAGCAGAUCUCUUUCACUGGCUGCCGAAGGAGCACAUGUGUGUGCUGGUCUACCUGGUGACAGUGAUGCAUUCCAUGCAAGCAGGGUACCUGGAGAAGGCACAAAAGUACACCGACAAAGCACUCAUGCAGCUAGAAAAGCUAAAAAUGUUGGACUGCAGUCCUAUUUUGUCAUCUUUCCAAGUUAUUUUGUUGGAACAUAUUAUCAUGUGUCGGCUUGUCACGGGGCACAAAGCUACAGCACUGCAGGAGAUCUCACAAGUCUGUCAACUCUGCCAGCAAUCUCCCAGACUGUUUUCUAAUCAUGCUGCACAGCUGCAUACUCUCCUAGGGCUUUACUGCAUUUCUGUUAAUUGCAUGGACAAUGCAGAAGCACAGUUUACUACAGCAUUGCGGCUCACCACACAUCAGGAAUUGUGGGCAUUUAUUGUGACAAACCUAGCCAGUGUGUACAUCAGAGAAGGCAACAGACAUCAAGAGCUUUACAGUUUAUUGGAAAGGAUAAAUCCAGACCACAACUUCCCUGUAAGCUCUCACUGUCUCCGAGCAGCUGCUUUCUACAUCCGAGGACUGUUCUCCUUCUUCCAAGGCAGAUACAAUGAAGCAAAGCGAUUUUUGCGAGAGACACUGAAAAUGUCAAAUGCAGAAGACUUGAACCGAUUAACAGCAUGUUCUCUUGUACUCCUGGGUCAUAUAUUCUAUGUGUUAGGGAAUCACAGGGAAAGUAAUAACAUGGUGGUACCAGCCAUGCAACUUGCUAGCAAGAUCCCAGACAUGUCUGUGCAACUAUGGUCUUCAGCUCUGCUGCGAGAUCUGAACAAAGCCUGUGGAAAUGCAAUGGAUGCUCAUGAGGCUGCACAGAUGCAUCAGAACUUUUCACAGCAGCUUCUUCAGGACCAUAUUGAAGCUUGUAGUCUUCCAGAACACAACCUAAUUACGUGGACAGAUGGACCGCCUCCUGUACAGUUCCAGGCUCAGAAUGGACCCACCACCAGCCUGGCCAGUCUCCUGUGAAAGAAACUACCAGGACAAUGCUUAAAAAAUGUAGCCAAAAUGCGGGGGGAACAGAACAUUUUCCCACAACCUUUUCUGCAAAGAAGAAAAAGCAAAUUCCUCUUCUAGCAAGGGCCUCGUAGGAAAUGGAUUGAUAAUCACAUCAUGUACAUUUCAUAGACUUACAAAGCGAGAAGGGCAUUUUAAGCUGCUUUUAUGUAGCCUGUGUGAACAUACAGCUAGUUUGUGUGUAUACUCACAAUCUGGUUUUAACUUGUUUUUCCUCUUGUCCAGAAUUAAGGUUUAGACAAAGAGGAACACUUGUUCCUUAAGUUGGCUAGAUGUCUGUUUUUAAAAAAGACAAUACCAGAAAAUGAAGAAUGUAUUCAGAUUGGAGCAGUGAUCAUAAUCUAAAUAUUUAAACCCUACCUGAAAUGAUGCAUGUCUGCUUUUAUUGUUUUCUGUGCUCUCCACUCCCUGGGAAUAAUUGGAUAGAAUCAUGACUAGCCAUAGGUUACAACAAGCUUCAGAAGUUGGUUCAUGAAGUGGCAUCUUUUCUUCUUCUGUAUCAAGGCUUUGAGAGUGGCAAAAGUAUUGGAAUCCCAUCAUGAAGGUAAAAAUUAGCUCAUUUACUAGGUAGACUGUUGAAGAGAGAAGCAAAACAAAGUGUGUGGUUUAGGGUAGACAGUUCCCAAAUCUGACAUGAAUAUCUGCAUAGAAGAGGCUUACAACAGAAUAACACAUGCACCUGGGAAAUCUUGCGUUUCCAAAUGAUUUUCCAUCUGCUGGGCAACUUUUCUGUUUUGUACCUCAAAUUUUGGAACCCUGCUGCUGUGAAGUUACUGUGUUUCUCUGUGUGCUGUCCAGCUGCCUGCCAAAAUAGGAAAGAUGUCACAACUCCGUCAUUUCCAUUUUGCAGAGUCGAGUUUGGCAGUUGUGAAUUCUGUGGAGCAGUGUCAACAGCUCAGAGCGGGGAUUCCAGCCUGUCGAGUGCAGAGUGGUGGAAAGGUCAUCAGACCGGGUUAAAUGUGUUUCCUCUUUUUGAAACCUAUUUAAUUCUGCAAAUUUAUGAGAAAAAUACUUAAGAUUUCUAAUCACAGGAGUACUGCUGGUAUUCCAGUAAUACCGGUAGGUUUUUUUAAAGAAAUGCUAAUCUUAUGUUUGGGGCAACUUUCUCACCUUAAAAUUGUUGAGUCUAGCAGGAGUGUAUUUGAAACUUGUCUCUUGGAGUGGUGGUUCUCCUAUUUAGCAAUCUGGCAUCUGCCUGAUUGCACAUUACUUGCCUUCUAGAAAUCAAAGUCUACUACUUGAUCAUUGAGCGAUAUAUGUAUUUUUUUUUAAAUGGGACAAAAAUUUGUUUUGUCCAUAUAACGAUGGGGUUAUGUGAUCCUUCUGCUUGCUGCACUGCAGCUGUUUAACCUCUGUUCUCAGAGCUGUGCUGAUGCACAAGCCGUGGUAAUUUUAGGCUUCGUUAGAUGCACAGUAGGGGGAAGAUGGUUGACUCCAAAUCUGAUAGAGGGAGAUGCUUCAAUUUCAGGCCUGCAGAGCAGUAAUUGAAGCAGCAUAAACUUAGUUUUUUUCCAGAACUCAGAAGAUAACAGCAUCUUUGUGAGCUGACAGGACUUUAUAGGUACUUUUAUGCAAACAAGCAUCCCUUGUUUCUCAUCAUUAUACAAAUAGAAACAACAUUUGUGAUAGUGUCUCUUCUUUUAAAUCAACACAAUCUCCAGUGUAUGUCGUCUGGUUUUUUUGUGGCCCAGACUGGAAUGCCGUUCUUGUACCCAAGAAGAGUUGUGCCAGUUGAUCAUGAGGAAUGCUACCUAGAGUAUACUUUGCUGAGUUCCUUUGAAUUAUAUCACUGACACUUAGCACAGUGCAGCAUUCCCAUGAAGGGUCCCAGAUUGACAGCUCUGGGGACAGAAAUCCUCUCUCCUCAUAAGACAGUUUUGGCAGUAGCACUGCAAGCUUGCACCACAGUACCAUUGUGGCCUCAGUUCUCAACAGGUGGAUUCUGUCGCUGGCCUCUGAUGGGACUGCCAGUAAAGGUGCCAGAUUGUGCUAUGGAUAUCUGCCACUAGGAAGGGCACUGGCGCAGUAGACUUUUCACGCUGCCAAUCAAGCAGCUGUCACUGCAGUCAGAAUGGUGCCAUAUUCCAUGUGCCAUCCAGACCCCUGUCUUAGGACAUCCCUUCUUUACUCUGGAGCAUGAAGCAAUUAGUCUUUCUCAUACAUCUAUGGCCGGAUUUCCAAAAGUGCUGAACAGACACCACCUCCCAUUGAAACACUUAUGGAAAGUGGCCAUAUUGUCAGUGGUGGUCAGCACCCCACCCCACCCUCAACUUCUGGUUGCUGACUUGUCUUAAAAAUAUGCCUCCAGUUCUGGGUGCUGGUCAGUUGAAAAUCCUAUGAAAGAAUCUCGGUUUAGAAGUGUUUAUACUUUGCAUUUGGAUGUGUGUUAAAGAAUGGAGCCUUUACAAAAUGGGGUGGGAGUGUGUGUGUGUCUGUCUUGGUUUCUCACUGAUAGGGAACAUUCUUGUUCUGUAAUGUAAUAUUCAAAUUAAUACAAAUAUUUUUAAAUAAUUCCCUUCAAAGAUCGGCCUAUUCACAAGCACUGUUCCUUUGCCUGCCUUCUUGUCAUCCACCCUAAGCUCUUUAUUCACCUAUCAUGUUCCCAUUCAACUGAAAGAAAUCCAUUAUAAAUGUUAGUCAAAUGCCUCUUCUGUGAAGCAGUGUGGAGGGGAGGAAACAAAACCAUUAGGGAUGGUUCACACGAAGGGUCUCCAGACAAGCCAGGCAUGUUUACUUGAGUCUACACAGGUACGUUGCCUCCUGUGGCAUUACUGCCUUCAAGCUUUCAGGGGAAGCUAUUGUGCCCCAAAGUCUUGAAAGUGGUUUUCAAGGCUAUGGGUGAUGAAGAGGCCGUGUAUUAUCCUCUGUGCAGCUCUUCAGUUUGCAGAGGUGAUUUUCUAGCUUCUUGUUGGCAAUACCAUGGCACAUAUGGAUUGAUUUGUUCUAUCGGUAGAAAUUAUAGAAAGCUUGUUGUAAAGCGAUAG